This is a messenger RNA of Pseudoliparis swirei, 4382 nucleotides long. It is a transcript of the gene rab3aa, whose product is annotated as RAB3A, member RAS oncogene family, a. Gene Ontology annotation, cellular component: endosome; synaptic vesicle; synaptic vesicle membrane. The transcript has 4 exons. Lineage: Eukaryota; Metazoa; Chordata; Actinopteri; Perciformes; Liparidae. Bases 1549 to 2208 code for a protein of 219 amino acids. Gene Ontology annotation, biological process: regulation of exocytosis; protein secretion; protein localization to plasma membrane. The record is from RefSeq and is a predicted model, not a curated record. Gene Ontology annotation, molecular function: GTP binding; GTPase activity.
CGUUACACCUUGGGAGCUGUGACGCAAUUAUCUUUAAAAUCGUUUGGUCUUUAUUAUAAGUGGUAGCUGAGUAAUGAGUGACACUAAAGGCGUGUGCUACUUUAAAAAAUGAUUUUUUUUCUCCAGCUGACGUGAACCAGACUGUCCAUUUAAAGCAGCUCGGUCAGCGAGCAGCAUCCCGAGCUAACCCUCGAUACUCUGCGCUGUGGAUGAGGAUGUCGUUCAGGCCGUUUACAUCGGGACCGUGUUGUGUUCUCAAACGGGCAGGUCGUCCUCCAGGCCCGAGCGGGUGUCCGAGAGCCCGUCGGCCACUACAAGGCAGAUUGUGUCAUAUCGUCAUUCAUCAUGUGUUCGGACAGCGGGGCGCUGCGUGCAGGUUUCAUGUCGUACUUAUGGGACAUGAUAGUUAGUUUAGCCGACGCUUAGCCUGUUAAGCUGCGGUACUUCCGUCUUUUUAUCUCGCGAGGGGCGGAGUUGUGCGGUCCUUGUCCGACCAGUGUUAUUGACACAGCGUGGAAGCCCUGGAGGCUGUGUCUGGGUAUAUUGACACAGCCUCUUGGCGAAACGGCUGCAUGUGUUUACACCCUGAGCAUGUCAAUACCUGACAUCAUACAGAAGACGAUAACUACUGAUGAACCCCAGCCCGGUUUAAACGAGGAGGCUGCAUUCCGCUGUCAUCUGUAUGCAGAUGGUCUGUCAGAAGAGUAAUGAUGGUCCCCGUCUCACUUGUAUGUGCAUAGUUCCUUUAUAUUCCUCACAGAUGUGCCCCAGCAUGGUCUGUUCGUCGUGAUGAGAUUUGUGGAUGAGUUUGGAAGAGAGCAAACCAGAUUCAGUUCUACGGUCCAUCGACUCGAUUUGUAUUUUCAGUAUUUGACAGCUGCCCGGCCCACUUGAUACAUGUUCUCUGUCUUGCCUUUAUUUCUCAGACUUGUACACCUUUUAGCAUUUGACAUAAUGCUUGAUUUAUUAUAUCAUAUUUAAAUAACGAUAAGUCUUUUGUGUUGUCGUGUUUAUCCAGAAGCCAAUCGUUUUUUUUUCAUAAGCCUUCAUGUUUCUUAAAUAUGCUAAACUUUUAUUUACAUUUCUUUCCAUCUGAAACCCAAUUGAAACACGUUCUGUAUGAAUUAUACAAAAAAAUGCAAAUUGAUGAAACGUGUGGUAAUCUGUCACAUGUCCUAAACUUCAACUUCUGUCACAAAGGCGGGAUUGUUUAAUUUUUCUUAUUUAUUUCAACCGAACAUGAGACGCUUUAUCCAGGGACAGGGGAAUUGUGUAUGACCCUGCAUCCACAGGGAGUUGACACCGAAUAGCGAGUUCAGGGAUUACCUAAUCUGAUGUUAUCAGAUACAACAGCCCCACCAUUCGUAGAUGAUUAUAAUGUGUAGUUUUUGAGAAACUGUCAGGGAGGCUUUGAUUCAACACUGGUGGUUUUUGUGAGUGUCACCUGUGGUGGUGUUGUGUUAUAUUAAGGUCUUUCUUUUGUUGCAUGCUGUUUCUUCAAGCCACUUCCUUGUCACUGAUUAAUAUGAGAUCUUAAUCCUUGCAUAGAUGGCGUCUGCAAAUGCCACACACGGACAGAAGGAGUCCUCAGACCAGAACUUUGAUUACAUGUUUAAAAUCCUCAUCAUUGGCAACAGCAGCGUCGGAAAGACGUCCUUCCUUUUCCGCUAUGCAGACGAUUCAUUCACGCCAGCCUUUGUCAGCACAGUGGGCAUCGACUUCAAGGUGAAGACCAUCUACAGGAACGACAAGAGGAUAAAGCUGCAGAUAUGGGACACUGCUGGCCAGGAGCGCUACAGGACAAUCACCACAGCUUACUACAGGGGAGCCAUGGGCUUCAUCCUCAUGUACGACAUGACCAACGAGGAGUCCUUCAACGCCGUUCAAGACUGGUCGACCCAGAUCAAGACCUACUCAUGGGACAAUGCCCAGGUCCUCUUGGUGGGGAACAAGUGUGACAUGGAGGAUGAACGAGUGGUGGCCUCCGAGCGGGGCCGGCAGCUGUCAGAACAGCUGGGUUUUGAGCACUUCGAAGCAAGUGCUAAAGAUAAUAUUAACGUGAAGCAGACCUUCGAACGGCUGGUGGACAUCAUCUGUGAGAGGAUGUCAGACAGUCUGGACAACAACGACCCGACUGUUAGUGGUUCUAAACAGGGACCCCAGCUCAGCGAGCAGCCACAAAGGUCCCCUCAGGAUUGUGCUUGCUAAACAUGACCACACACACACACACACACACACACACACACACAAUGUCUGCUGUCCUAAAACACACAACGUUCUCCUAGACACAGUUAUUACACACAAACACUGCCAUACAGAGAACACAACCUGACUGCUUCGUCUCUCCAGGCCUCUCUCUAAGCAUUCUCCACAUGAACCCCACCUUUCAGUCACAGAGAUUAUGGGAUGAUUCUAAUUUUGUUAGAGGGGUGAAUAACAUUUAACAUAGGUCCAAUUCCAACUCCUCUUCCUUUCUUAAACACGACCACGCACACACACACAAUCCUUAUCUUAACAGACGCCAGUGAAGGCUGAAACUCAAUCAUUCCUUGUUGACGUGUCCGCUAUUGGGUUUUACGAUAAGAGGAUGAGGAUCCUCCAAUCUCAGCCGACUAACGUCUCAAACCUAAAUGGAUACAAAUUUGUUUUACUUUCAGUUCCAUUGCAAAUAUAGAUUUGCUACUGUAAUAGCAUUGCUGUUUUGUUUGAGUUUGUGGGUGUGGUUUUGAGCAUGUGAAAUCACUGGCCCGUGUCAGUGUUGUGAGUGAGUUUCUACAAAUAGUUACGGUCCAAGUUUGAUGUCCAAAUGGGGUCAUUUGAAAGUUUUGGUUUUUUUAACUAUAGGAACAAAUAUAAGAAUAGCAAAGGUCAUGAAUAUCUGUUUUUAAAUUAUUUGUUAUUAUUAUUUCAGCAAAAUUUGAUGACAAAGUAAAACAUUUUAAAGUAUUUGUUGUAACUAUUUGUAAGACAUUCUGCAAAAUAGAAAGAUAUGGGAUGUCUCACAACCUCAUGAGAAGAGUGUAUACAUGUUUAAACGUCAAUAGAUAUGCGAAUGUAAUAAAUACAUAAAUAAGUAUAUUAUACUAAAAUUAUUUAGGUUAUCGGGUUCUGUUGUCUUUAACCGGUUCUGGUGGGACGGUUGUUUGUACGAGCUGCUGUCUGGAUUAAACUGAUCCGUCCUACAGUACCGGCACUCGGAGGGACCCAAUGGGGCUAAAGGUUUCACAAGUUAAGACCACAACCCCAUUCUCAUUGUAGUGACUUUCAUUCACUGUGCAACAUGCACUCAGGAGGAAGGCAUGUGACUCAGUGCAGGCGCAGACCUCUCCAUCAACUUCAGAUAGUCACGUAUUUGUUGGUGGAAGAUAUUUCCAUCUCGACGCUAUGGGGCAACCUUUUGUUUGGAAGCAUGUUAAAUAUCAAAUUGUGAGUUCUAUCUCUGAUGCAACGGUUCGAGAUGUGUCCGCUCGUGUAAAACAGUACUAAACCUAAGUCGUGCAAGGCAUGGGGAAAUAUUUUCAACAUUUAAGUUAUUUCAAAAUAAGGCUUAUUUAUUUUGUAUUAUUUAUAUCUUCAUUUACUUUUAAGAAAAUGUUCUUCCUAGAUUAUGCAUUGCAGUCUGCACUGUACUUUUUAAGCAGAUGUUGAAUAGUAUUCAAUUGCUUAACCUCUCCCAGCUUUGAAAUGAAAAUGUAUUUGUGUUUACAGUGAAUCUAAAGCUUAAGAUGCUUCCUCAAGAGGUACAUUCAAAGUUUCCAGUUUAAAAGUCUCUUAUUAUAUCGGCGCAGCUUUGGUGAGAAGUGUGUUUGUCUUUUGAUAUCAGUUAUGUAACUUCCCGGACGUGUUCGUGGAAAAGCAGACUGUUCUCUCCGCACCCAAAUAUGAGCAAUGUACCGCCCUGCUGCAGGUUGGUAAUUGCGUACUGUACGUGGGUGUGCGACUGUACAGUUUCUGUAAAGGCAGUCUCAACAAUAGUUCCAUCUCUGAAAGCAUAUCAACAUGUUUAACAUGUUUGGAGCCAAAGAAAGUGAUUGUUAGAGUUUGUGAGACUUGCACUAACCCAUGUGGUAAUGCUUUUCUCGCAGCUUCAAAGAGGGAAACGGUUUAGGAAGGAAAGUGAAUACUCUGAACACUUUGUUAAAACGCUGAUUCUUACUGCAGUGCUUCACUUUUGACGUUUGUUGAUUUUUUUGUUUGUUACUUUACUGUGUUUUGUAAACUUGCCGGUGACUUGGGAACACUGUUCAACUCGCCUCCCGUAAAGAACUCUUGUAAAUAGGGAUUUUCUGCCUGUCGGGUAUUAGUUGUGUGAAUUGUGCUGUAAUUAUGUAAUGCCAGAUUUGCUAAAAUAAGGAAUCAAUAAACAAAUUCUAUAAGCUGGA